Aspergillus sclerotioniger CBS 115572 is the source of this 1128-nucleotide messenger RNA. RefSeq lists its product as uncharacterized. Bases 172 to 870 code for a protein of 232 amino acids. The transcript has a single exon. The record is from RefSeq and is a predicted model, not a curated record. Lineage: Eukaryota; Fungi; Ascomycota; Eurotiomycetes; Eurotiales; Aspergillaceae.
CUCCGUUGCCGCCACCUUCCCCUUCCUCUGCUACCCCAAACUCUGUACCCACCCAGGCCACUGGCACCAACAUCCCCCUCCCAUUCCUCCUCCUCCCCCUCAUUCCCGAUCAACCCAACCUCCAGCCCCAUCCCCCUCUCCCACCUCCUCCCCUCCAUCCCCUGGCUCCGCAUGAUAACCCACCGCGACCACGUCACCAAAGAAAUCUUCCACCUCCUCCACACCGCGGGCUACCCCCUCCCACUAAUCUGUUCCCUGUCGGUCCACAAACUCUGGUUCCUAAUGGACAUCCCCGACAACGCCCGCCGCGAAUGGACCAUCCGCAACCCCCGUAUCUGGCAAGACGGCGAUAUCUUCUUCGCAAUCCUCUUCCUCGUCCAGGUGGACAUGUAUCUUCGCGAAAGGCGUGGCCAGAGAACCAACUCCAUCCGACGAUUGAUCAUGGCGCAGCCGACACUAACCUUUCUGAGGGAUUAUAUGAGGAGUUGGGUGUUAAACUCGAACAUCGAUCUUUUUGCUGCGUUUGUCAGGUGGAGAUAUGUCCCAAAGGCUGGAGACGAAGGGUUGCAGUUCUUUGGGGUCCCGUAUGAAAUGGCUGGGGAGUUGCAGUUUGAGGGAUAUGGAAGGCCAAGGAGUAAUGGGGUCGGUAUGGAGAGAAAGGUGAAGUUGGUGAGGCCUGAUGAAUUGGUAUUGAGGGAGAUGGAGAGACGGGGUCUCUGUAUGCAGGAUAUGUAUCGGGAUUUUUUUCUGUUGGGCCAGGGAGGGAAGUAUUUUCCGGUGGAGAGAAUGGGAGUGUCCUGGGUUAAAGAGGUGAUGGCGGCGGCGGAAGGGAUGGGUUGGAAUUGGAUGGAUAUGGUGAGGUUGGAUUGAGUGUUGUUGAUGUUGUUGCUGUUGUUGUUUGGUUGGGGAAUUGGGGUUUGAGGUGUUUGCUUGAAAGUGGUAUGGUGAAGUUUGGUUGUAAUUACGGUGGUAUUGAAAGGAAGGAAAAGCAGGGGUUGAAAAAAUGUACUUUACUUUGAUUGAUUGAUCAUGGAUUAGGUUAUCCAGAGAUAGAUCGAUGACUUUGGACCCUCAGCUAGGCAGUGGUCAACCCUUUUAUGUGAACCAUUUGCUGCUGAUAUUAGCAGA